UGUGGUGUGUCUCAUGUUACAGGGGAGUCGGUGUGUACUGCAGCUCAGUGCGUUUCUGGCCGAAACAAGGAGAAUUCAGCAUGGCCUCCUCCAUCCCCGCCGUCCUGUCCCUUAUUAUAGCAGCUCUCUGCCUAACCGCAGUCGCUGAAGACUGUGACGGCUACGUGAACAGCGCCGGUAUUUACCGCAUGUCCCAGGACUGCUCGUUUGUACAGUUCUGUUGUGGAACCUGUGAUAACCGAUACUGCUGUUCCAAUGCCUUCACUAAACUGAAUGAAGACAACUGCUUUUUCAACAAUCACAAGGAAACCGUCCCUAUUGUCAGUGCUGUAGUGGGUUUCAUCAUCUUGAUCAUCUUCAUCGUGACCUGCUGCGUCUGCCCCUGCUGCUGCCUGUACAAAAUGUGCAGAAAGCCCAGACCGGUACUGGCGACCACCACAGUGGUAACCAGCCAGUAUCCCCAGCAGCCCACUGUAAACCCCACUGCAAACCCUCAGUACCCACCAUACCAACACGUCCCAGCACAGCCCGGCUACGGCCCCCAGCCCGGCUUCGGCCCCCAGCCCGGCUUCGGCCCCCAGCCCGGCUUCGGCCCCCAGCCCGGGUAUGGAACCCAGAGCGUGCCCGCUGCUCCAUUUCCAAGCCAGCCUUAUGCACCCGGACCCCCUCCGCCAUACCAGGAGAACGUAUACCCUGCUCCCUACAACCAGGCGGCGUACGACGGCGGGCACCCUCCGUACCCCGUCAAUCCCCUCAUGCAGCCCGGCUUUGCCCAACCGCCCCCGGCGACCAACUUCAACGCAGCCCAGCCUCCGUACAACCCGGCCUUCGUGGACCCGCCCAAAACCGGAUUCUAAACCACAAGCGUCUCUCACCGCGCGGUCUCGGCUGGAUUACUCGCACCCACGCACUUCCACUCUGGGUUCGGAUCUGUCUGCUCUGUAUUUAUACUCGUAGCUUUUUGUGGAAAGUGAAAAGUAAAGUUGACCACAAAAGUCUGGAAGAUAGUAAAUAUAGAGCAUAUAGGUGGGACUCAUGUACUUCAUCCGAGCCAUUUCAGCUUUUCUUACUUGUUUGAGGGAAAUAAAGAAGAAAACUCGUACGAGACUGAACGAAGCGCCGCAGGAGAAGAAUGUGUGUUUUUUUCUUUUGUCUUUUAUUUGGGUGUAAAUUGGGGUUUCCCCCGAGUCUGAGGCGAGAAAUGCCAGUGAGGGUGUGCUUUACAUGCACUUUAACCACAAUUAAUGACAUUAUACGAGCUAAGAGUGUCACUUCUGAUUCAGAUUAGGAAAACGUGGGAAAAAAUUUAUAAUUUUGAAAGAAAAAGGGGGAUGUUCUGGGUGAGCGAUAAUUUAUCAUGUUACACUUUUACGAGAGUAUUAGAUCGCUGAUUUUUACAGCUUACUUUAACCAGCAGUCGAAGUAGCCGUGCGAUUUCUUCUCCUUUUGUUAUUGUUUUAAAUUUCUAUUAUUUUAAUAACAUCUUUUUAUUUGUUGCUUUUACUGUUCAGUUUUCAGUCUUUAGCAAAAUAAAUAUACAAAAUAUAUGGUC
Messenger RNA from Trichomycterus rosablanca, 1552 nucleotides. RefSeq names its product shisa family member 10, tandem duplicate 1 (gene shisa10.1). Lineage: Eukaryota; Metazoa; Chordata; Actinopteri; Siluriformes; Trichomycteridae. The record is from RefSeq and is a predicted model, not a curated record. The transcript has 5 exons. Bases 81 to 857 code for a protein of 258 amino acids.